AUGUCGGGAAAAACAAACCGAGAUGUCAAGAACCACUUUCUCUUUGAGAUAGCUACUGAGGUUGCAAAUCGAGUUGGUGGUAUCUACUCCGUCAUCAAAUCGAAAGCACCAGUAACGACAGCCGAAUAUGGAGACAGAUACACCCUCAUCGGUCCCCUCAAUAGGCAAUCGGCCGCCGUGGAAGUCGAAGCAUUGACACCUACAAAUCCCCAUCUCGCAGCAACGAUAGAGGCUAUGGAAGAAAGAGGAAUUCAAAUGUUAUAUGGCCGCUGGUUGAUCGAGGGUGCCCCAAGAGUUUUGUUAAUCGACACCAAGAGUGCCUACAGAUUUUUGGACGAAUGGAAAGCCGACCUGUGGAAUACUGCAGGUAUUCCGUCUCCUCCGGGAGAUGAUGAAACCAACGAAGCAGUCGUCUUCGGUUAUUUGGUUGCAUGGUUUUUGGGAGAGUUCGUUGCCCACGAAAAGGAAAAGGCUGUCAUCGCGCAUUUCCAUGAAUGGCUCUCUGGUGUCGCACUUCCUCUAUGCAAAAAGCGUCGCAUAGAUGUUACGACAAUUUUUACCACUCACGCCACUUUACUAGGAAGAUAUCUUUGCGCAGGAUCGGUCGAUUUCUACAACAAUCUUCAAUGGUUUGAUGUUGAUGCUGAAGCAGGAAAGCGUGGUAUUUACCACAGGUAUUGCAUAGAACGCGCAGCAACGCAUUCUUGUGAUGUUUUCACAACCGUCUCACACAUCACUGCCUACGAAUCCGAGCAUUUGUUAAAGAGAAAGCCGGAUGGUGUUCUCCCCAACGGUCUUAACGUCACCAAAUUCUCAGCCAUGCACGAAUUUCAGAACUUGCAUCAGCAGGCAAAGGAAAAGAUUCAUGAUUUCGUUAGAGGUCACUUCUAUGGGCACAAUGACUUUGAUCCAGAAAACACUUUAUAUUUCUUCACGGCUGGACGAUACGAGUAUAGGAAUAAGGGUGUGGACAUGUUCAUAGAGUCGCUGGCUCGUUUGAAUCACCGUCUCAAGUCUGCCGGAUCCAAAAUGACUGUUGUAGCUUUUAUCAUUAUGCCCGCACAAACUCAGUCAUUGACUGUGGAGGCUUUGAAGGGACAGGCCGUCAUCAAGUCAUUACGUGACACAGUCGAUGUUAUUGAACGUGGUGUUGGAAAGAGGAUUUUCGAGCGUGCCCUUAAAUGGCAUGAGGGUGAGGUCAUGCCUGAUGAUAAAGAUUUGAUCACCAGUCAAGAUCGUAUCCUUCUCCGUAGGCGAUUGUUUGCCAUGAAGAGACAUGGUCUCCCACCAAUCGUCACCCAUAACAUGGCAAACGACUCCGAGGACCCAAUUUUGAACCAGAUCAGAAGAGUUCAAUUGUUCAAUCACCCAUCCGACCGUGUGAAGGUCGUUUUCCACCCAGAGUUUUUGAACUCUGCAAACCCAGUUUUGCCAAUGGACUACGAUGAAUUCGUUAGAGGUACUCAUUUGGGUGUUUUCUCAUCCUAUUAUGAGCCAUGGGGUUACACACCUGCGGAAUGUACGGUCAUGGGUGUUCCAAGUAUCACAACUAACUUGUCAGGUUUCGGUUGUUACAUGGAGGAGUUGAUUGAAAACUCGACGGAUUACGGAAUUUAUAUUGUUGACAGGAGAAUGAAGGGUGUGGAUGAUUCAGUCAAUCAGUUAACCAGCUACAUGUUUGAUUUCGCCGGCAAAAGCAGACGUCAGCGUAUUAACCAGAGGAAUCGUACCGAGCGAUUGAGCGAUCUUCUCGACUGGAAGCGUAUGGGUAUGGAAUACGUCAAGGCAAGACAACUUGCAUUGAGAAGAGCUUAUCCUGCUUCUUUCGAUGGUGAAGAGGAAGAUGACUUCAUCCCUGGUGUGGAACAAAAGAUCUCACGCCCAUUCUCAGUACCUGGAUCUCCAAGAGAUAGAAGUGGAAUGAUGACACCUGGUGAUUUUGCCAGUCUACAAGAAGGACGUGAAGGAUUGAGCACGGAAGAUUAUGUUGCAUGGAAGCUUCCUGAGGAGGAAGACCCAGAUGAGUAUCCAUUCCCGCUCACCCUUCGAACAAAGAAAAAUGGUGCACAAAGUCCAUAUGGUGGUGCACAAAGCCCUUCGGAAUAUGCGAUUACAAAUGGAAAUGGGUUGAGAUAA
Molecule: messenger RNA, 2136 nt
Organism: Sclerotinia sclerotiorum 1980 UF-70
Lineage: Eukaryota; Fungi; Ascomycota; Leotiomycetes; Helotiales; Sclerotiniaceae
Product: glycogen synthase
Exons: 5
Coding region: 1-2136 (711 amino acids)
Biological process (GO): glycogen biosynthetic process
Cellular component (GO): cytoplasm
Molecular function (GO): alpha-1,4-glucan glucosyltransferase (UDP-glucose donor) activity
Source: RefSeq, a predicted model, not a curated record